AUAAUUCUGUGUGGCGUAUUGAUCGUGUUUUCUCUCUCUCUGUCUCUCUCUCUCUCUUUUCCUUCUUUUUUUUUUUUGAGAUCGAUGCGGAUAUUAUCUUGGAAUAUCAAUGGGCUAGCAACGACUCUUCAAUAUCAUCCUUGGUCAGAGACAAAAUCAUACAAGAAUUUACUUGACACGCUUGAAGCAGAUAUUAUAUGUCUACAGGAAAUCAAAACUCAACGAUCGAAACUGACACGCGAUAUGGGGUUAGUACCUGGUUAUGAUGGUUAUUUUUCCUAUUCCAAGACGAAACCAGGAUAUUCUGGAGUCGCAGUAUAUGUCAAACAACCACUUCGUCCGCUUGAUACAGAUGAAUGUAUUACGACUGGUUUGACACCCACCUUUUUAGACACACUCAAAACAACGGAUCGCGAACUGUUGAAUAAUGAAGGCCGCAGCAUGGUAAUGGAUUUUGGUCAAUUCGUGUUAUUCAAUAUCUAUUUCCCUAACGACAGUGGAGAGACGCGGAUGGACUUUAAAAUGGAUUAUCAUCACUGUGUACGACAACGAAUAGAUCAACUCUUACAACAAGGUCGACAAGUUAUUUUGGCUGGGGAUAUCAAUGCUGUACAUGAACCUAUAGAUCAUUGUGAUCCCAAACAAUCUAUGAAAGAACGUGGUAUUACUGAUUUUAAGGAUCUCCCUCAUCGUCAAUGGAUCGACAAACUCAUUGCUCCCAAAGGUCCUCUGGUAGAUACUUGUCGAUUUUCUCAUCCUAAUCGAAAAGCCAUGUUUACUUGUUGGAAUACUAGAAUCAAUGCAAGACCAGCAAACUUUGGUACACGAAUUGAUUAUGUUCUUAUCUCUGAAGGGCUUUUACCAUGGUUCAAGACAGCCGAUAUACGUGCAGAUAUCCUUGGAUCAGAUCAUUGUCCUGUGUAUGCUGAUUUUAAAGACAGUUUACAAGAUGACAACAAUGUUAUUGAUUUUAUCCCCAAUAAUACCACUAUCGAUACUUCAUCUCCCUUCUUAGCUGCCAAUUAUCCUGAAUUCAAGCAAAAGAAGCUAUCCACCUUUUUUACCCAGAACAAAGCAACCACCAUUGGAUCACCAUUACCACCAUCACCAGCAUCAUCAACAUCAUCAGCAUCAUCAACAUCAGCAACCUCUUCCUUAACAACAACGACAGGUACCAAACGAAAAUCCAUGAAUACAGGAGAGCAAGGCAAUAAAAGACAACAAAACUUGAUCAAAUCAUACUUUGAAAAGAAAUCAGAUACUCCAAAGGAUGAGAUGAUAGAUAUGGAAGCAAUUGUAUCCCAGAUGGAAGCACGGCAAGAACAAAAUCAAGUUUGGACCGAUUUAUUCCAACCACCGACUGUCCCACGUUGCCGUGUCCAUCAAGCGAAAUGUAUUGAAUAUACUGUCAAUAAAAAAGGCCCAAAUCAAGGAAGAAGAUUUUAUUUAUGCUCAAAACCUGUAGGACCACAAGAUGGGAAUAGUGUAGAUUAUAGAUGUGAUUUUUUUCAAUGGAAACAUGAUAAAAAAUAAAAGAGAUUGAUUUUUUUUUUAUUUGA
Messenger RNA from Halteromyces radiatus, 1559 nucleotides. RefSeq names its product Endonuclease/exonuclease/phosphatase. Gene Ontology annotation, biological process: base-excision repair. The record is from RefSeq and is a predicted model, not a curated record. The transcript is spliced from 6 exons. Gene Ontology annotation, molecular function: zinc ion binding; DNA-(apurinic or apyrimidinic site) endonuclease activity; double-stranded DNA 3'-5' DNA exonuclease activity. Gene Ontology annotation, cellular component: nucleus. Bases 85 to 1533 code for a protein of 482 amino acids. NCBI's taxonomy places the organism in Eukaryota, Fungi, Mucoromycota, Mucoromycetes, Mucorales, Cunninghamellaceae.